Messenger RNA from Botrytis deweyae, 1170 nucleotides. RefSeq lists its product as uncharacterized. NCBI's taxonomy places the organism in Eukaryota, Fungi, Ascomycota, Leotiomycetes, Helotiales, Sclerotiniaceae. The record is from RefSeq and is a predicted model, not a curated record. The transcript has 3 exons. The coding region runs from base 1 to 1170 and encodes 389 amino acids.
AUGCCCUCAUUUUCACACCCUAUCAUCACCUUAAAAUUACUCCGUAGCAGGAGCAGCACCCGCGGUCUGGACCUUCUCCCCCACCACGCCCACGACGGUCGCGUAGCCCACCUCGAGCGCUGGCUUGAUCGUCAGCGUCUUGCUCGCCGCGUCCCACGAGGAGCGGUGCGAGCUCGUCUCGGUCGUGUUGCUGCCGGACCCACCGAGGCUGAUGGGGAUGCCAAAGACGCGCAGGUCGCCGCCGGCCUGGGUGGCCUGCUUGUACAGCGAGUCGACCUUGGUGGCCGCGGUACCGCCGAGGGUGAUCUCGUAGCCGAGGCCGGUGACCACGACGAGCUGCGAGACGCGGGCGAGGGUCUUGACUUCCUUGGGGGCGUCGCCACGGAGGCGGUAGGCCUUGGUGUUGAAGUGCCUGUUUCUUUUUGGGUUGAUGGCAACGAGCCUGAUGUCGUCAUAGAGAAUCUUGACAGACACGUCCUCGGUCUCGACUUGGGAGCUCGAGUCGGUCGAGGUCUUGGAGUGGUUGGCGCUGGCCCCGAAGGCGAACCAGGGCCCGCAGCUUACGCCCACGCUGCCGUCGCCCGAAGUCUGGCCGAACUUGUAGUCCUCGACUUUCUUGUUCUUGUCGAUCUUGAGGUCGUACGACUGGGCAGGCUUCCAGGUGGUGGAGGCAACCUUGGUCUCGGCCGCAACGACAAACUUCUUGUACUCGUCAAGACCCGUGUACUGGGGGACAUAAUAGACGGCCGGCUUUGGGUCAUCGUUACCAGCUUGCUGGAAGCGCUUCAUCUCGGCAGCGGAGGGAAGUCCGCCUGCAGCAGCCUCCAUGUUGAAGCUGGAUGGCCGUUAGUUUCGAGUGUAUAUUCUGAAGGAGAUACCGUCAUGGCAAAGGGAAUGGGAGGCGUCAACAUAUCCAUUCUGGGAGGAGGGGUUGUAAAAAACAUCGGCAGUCGACAGGAGGUUGUUGCCGAUGUUGAAGAUACCCAGAUUUCCGUAUGGCUCGGGGACGAUGGACCCGGCCGGAGGGCCCUUCUGGGCCUUACUGGCCAAGAAGAAAGCCGCAUCACCGCCUUCCGUGAUCUGGACACCAGCCUUCUCCUUGACGAAUUGGCCAUAGGCGAGCCAGAUGGCUUCAGUGGUCUUGUCGGCAGACAUUUUGAAAGAUUUUGA